Molecule: messenger RNA, 3669 nt
Organism: Metarhizium brunneum ARSEF 3297
Lineage: Eukaryota; Fungi; Ascomycota; Sordariomycetes; Hypocreales; Clavicipitaceae
Biological process (GO): signal transduction
Source: RefSeq, a predicted model, not a curated record
AUGGCUCACCCACUCGGGACGUCGCAUUCAUCUCAGAAUCUCCGUGCCUGGUCUGCAUACCACCCACGUCGACUACCCCAUUCCGCCAGCUCAGUCUCUCUCUUGCUACCUCAGAGCGCUAGCUAUCAGAGCUUCGGUCAUGGUAGUAGGGUACGGAGCAGUGGUACUUGGACCACGAGUAGUGGCGAGCUCGGCCUUCUCAGCAAUGCGGAUGAGGUGGAUGACAGAGAUGUGUUUGUCCAGGAAUAUAAUAGGCUUGCUAAAAAGCAUGGCGUAAGACAGUUGAUGAGUGAUGACUUUGAUGUCCAUCAACAGGGAGAUGCGGCACGAUACCGAGAAAAGAGAGGCUGGUUGUCGAGACUUCUUCGGCCGAGCCCUAGCACAUUCCCUCAUAAUGCUUCGACGUCGCCGCCGCCUCCACAGAUACGACACAAACGAAGUGUUUCCGAACUGGCACAUAUAAUACACUGCAGAAGAGAGGCCCCCAGAAUCAUCGAGAUCCAAGACAUGGUGCGACUCAGUGGUAAAAGCAUGCUUUACCUUCCCCAAGAGUACUCGCCGUGCUCUCUCAUUUUGCCGACUUGCAUUAGAGCAACGGCGCAGCAUUUGGCUCAAAACGUUGCAACUCGAGGGUUAUUUCGCGUUCCCGGAUCUUCAAAAGUCAUCAGCGCUUUGUUUGACUACUACUGUUUUGAGAGUGCACAUGUUAACAUUGCGAGCACUGUGCGCUGCGCUACCUUGCCUCUGCACAUUCAGUACUCUGUCCACGACGUGGCAUCUACCUUCAAGCGUUUACUUUCUGUGUUGCCCGGGGGCAUUCUGGGAUCAUUGACUCUCCUGGACGCAUUGAUAGCUAUUCACUCUCAGCUUAAUGGAGAGCCAGAAUAUCCCCGAACAAAGCAAACCAAGGUCAGGGCACGAUUGAUUGCUUUGGCGAUAGGUACCAUCAAAUCGCAGUAUCGCAGAGAAAUGAUAUGCGCUGUAUUUGGCCUGUUAAGCCUCAUUGGGCGGGUUGCGGAAGUUGCUCCCCGGGAAGAUGAAGAUAGUAGACCUCUUCCCACGGCUGAUUUGAUGGGUUACAAUGCACUGGGUAUUGUCUUUGGUCCAUUGCUGGUCGGAAACCUGCUAGACCAAUACACCAUGAAAGUUGCGACCCCGAGCACGGGAUUGCUACUGUUUCCACUGAGUCCUCCUCGAUUCCGAAGGGACCGACGAAAGUCGACUCAAGUCGAUACCAAGACUUUAGGGCCACCCACUGUUGACAAGAUACUGGUAGCCAACAGCAUAACAGAAAUGUUGAUCGCCAACUGGAGAGACGUGGUCCGCCAGAUGAAGUCCCUUGGUACACACUGUCGGAAGGAUACGUCGGUGGUGGACCUGGUUAGCAAGGAUGAGAAGUUUCCGUCUCCGCCGGGCUUCAACUUAAGAGUUCCUAAGAAUUUUGAUAAAGCAGAUGGUGAAAUGAUGAGAAACGAAGAGAAUGAGCGGCACGAAGAGUUCGAAUCGCCGAUACAUGGACAAAGGAAGCGACGAGUGAAAGGUCUAAGGCGAACAACCUCUCAAAGGCUAAAACCCAAAAUUAGCAUUGCCACGUUGAGUCCCACUAAAGAAGAGAGCAUGGGAGACGAUGAGUCCACUGACGGAAACGAAACCCAUCAUAACAAGGAGAGUGUCAUUCAGCGAUUACAAAAGGCGGAAGAAAACCGCAAAUACAAUGAGGCUGCAACCAUAGCCAAUGCUGAUGAUAAACCCCAAGGAGCUGUGGAAGGCGAGCCGGGUUCUGGUCCUGCUCCAACAGCCGAGGAAGGCAAUGUUGCUGGUGAAGUUGAUUCAAGUGCAGAGCCCGCACAGGUAUAUCUUGAGAGUGUUCCACCCAGAGAAUCAUCGAGAAAUGUGGCAUCACACGAUGGUAUUGAUAGACCUUUGCGACGACCGACUUCACAGGGAAGCGUAAACUCGCCAAGAUUGUUGGAUGACAUUGUGUUGGAUUCAAGUCGCUCUGGGCAAACACCAAGAACAAGACGGCUGUCACUGGCGUCUACCGUGCAAAGCGGAUCCGCGAAGCCAUCACCAGGUCGCAUGAGUCCUGCUUCACCAUCGCUUAUGAGCACAAUAGAGAUGCCUGAAGGGGGUAUUCGGCUUGUUCAAAAAAGCCCUCCUCUAAACGCCAAGGUGGAGGACGUCCAAGAUAGGUCUGCCACUCUUGGCAUUGGGACAUCGUACACGUCUCAAGACCAAGGUGUCCAGUGCGAUAUGUUUCGGGAGAGUGAGGCCCGGCGCUCGAUUGACGUUACUCCUGAACGCUUCUAUGCGUAUGGGAAGGCGCUGGAAAAUGAGCCCAGGAUGUAUCUCGAUGGCAUUCGACAGUUCGCGAUUACACAGAAGCGGCCUACUGUAAUACACAAGCCGAGACUAUCCAAGUCACAUGAGAAUUUGAGAAGUCAUACCACAAUUACCCUGGAAUCACCAACAGAGUCCACCGAGUCCAAGGGACUAAGCAAACGCGGGUCCGUUAAAACAAUGGCAGCAAUGUUCGAAAACCAAAGCACUGGCCGACAAUCACCAAUCUUUAGGGAAGACUCAAUUGCAGCACAGAAAGGAAGCAAAAUGCACUCCCGAGAUAGGCAUUCGAAGUCAGAUUCGGCGUGGACGCAUCACGUCUUUGAUCCGUUGAUUGAACCACCGCAAAGAAACUCUGAGGGAAGUGCGACAAGAGGACAGGGAGUUGAGCUCCACCAAGUUGUCAGAGGUAUACUUAAUGACAGGCUCAAAGGACCAGGUUUGGAGAGGGACAUGGAUGGAGGUUUUCAGGAUGCCACCUUCUACAGUCCUUCAAGGUUUCUCGGAAAGACGGGGACCAGCGCGGUAGACGAGAAGACACUGAAGGCAGUCCCAAGCCUGGGCACCAUGUUGCCUUGCCGCGAACAGCCGCCCAUCGCACAUCAUCUGAAUUUGGCUCGGCCGCUCUCGUCGCCAAUUCCAAUGCAGGAACCGGAUCCUAGCGCAGUUCUGGACAUAGUUUCCACGACGCAGACUCCUCGACCUCGAAGUGCUACGAUUCUAUAUUCUCAGAUUCGCAAUCUUCAGCGCCAGCUAUCUUCAAAGACGGAUGAAGCGGCACAACUGAGAAGGCAACUCGAUGCACAAAAGGACUCUGACGUUGGAACAGUCAGUGAACAACUGAGGCAGGCGAAGAGAGAUGUUGCCACGUGGAAAGACAGAGCCGAGACUGCGGAACGGAGAGUCAAAGUGUUUGAGAAGUUUGUUGAGAAGUUGAAGGAAAUCCGAGACGCCAUCGCGGAAUCAUAUCCCCACAAGACGGGGGGUGAAGAAGACAACGACUCGAACCAGCCGUCUGGUGAAGGAAGCCUCGGGAUUAGAAGGGCGAUUAAUGCCCUGCAUAUCGCCCAUGCGACAGAAGGUAAGGAAAAUGGCGGGCAAGGAGACAAUGCUACGAUGGUGGCGGCCAAAACUCAAAAGUGUUUGCAUGGUCUGUCGGCUACACAAGAUGGGACGCUAGAUUCGGAUCGGGUGAGCAGCACGGCAGGUGACGGACGUGUCCAAAAUAGUCCAUGCAACUGUUUGGCAACGCGUAUGAGAAAGAGCUCAGAGCAGAUUUUGGCGGUAGCUGAGGAACUUUUGCGGAUUCACGAGGAUGGUGUAGCGUGA